Aspergillus campestris IBT 28561 is the source of this 2628-nucleotide messenger RNA. RefSeq names its product NAPDH-dependent diflavin reductase (gene tah18). NCBI's taxonomy places the organism in Eukaryota, Fungi, Ascomycota, Eurotiomycetes, Eurotiales, Aspergillaceae. The transcript has 7 exons. Gene Ontology annotation, cellular component: cytosol. Bases 1 to 2628 code for a protein of 875 amino acids. Gene Ontology annotation, molecular function: NADPH-hemoprotein reductase activity; flavin adenine dinucleotide binding; FMN binding. The record is from RefSeq and is a predicted model, not a curated record.
AUGUGUGAGAGUCAGACCCCCAAUGCCCCCCCGCGGUCUGCACUCGUGCUGUAUGGCUCCGAGACGGGAAAUGCCCAGGAGGUGGCCGAAGAGCUGGGCGCUAUGGUGGAGCGCCUGCAUUUCACCACCCAUGUGGCGGAAUUGAACCAGUUUAAGCCGGAGUCGCUAGAUCGGUUCACGAUCACGAUCUUCGCCGUGUCGACAACAGGCCAGGGAGACCUUCCGGCGAAUGCACGCGCGUUUUGGAGAUCGUUGCUGCUGAAGAGGCUUCCGCCGACGUUUUUGAGCGGGGUUCAUUUCGCGUCGUUUGGGCUGGGUGAUACUUCUUAUCCUAAGUUCAAUUGGGCGGCGCGCAAACUGCACAAACGGUUACUCCAGCUGGGGGCAAACGAAAUCUAUCCUGGUGGGGAAGCUGAUCAGCAGCAUCCAGAAGGGUUCCAUCCGAUCCCGGACGACGUCCAGUUACCGCCCAAGUGGGUUCUACGAAUAGAAGAAGAAGACCAUGCAACACCUGGGACACAGAGCGUCCCCGAUACACACCAACACACCCCCAAAUCAGGCGAGCGGCCUCGACUGGACCACGACAUCCGGCCUAUUCCCGAUACGUUAACCGCGACGUUAACGCAGAACAAGCGGGUCACACCGUCACAGCACUGGCAGGAUGUGCGACAUCUCUGUCUCACGGUCCCCGACGAGGUAUCCUACGUCCCCGGCGAUGUGAUCGCCAUCACACCGAAGAAUUUCGCCGACGACGUCGAGGCCAUGAUCAAGAUGAUGGGCUGGGAAGAACAAGCCGAUCAGCUCGUCUCGCUCGCGCCCAACGUCUUCCAAGCACAUGUAGACGAGUUGCACGGGCCGCCCAUCGCGGGCCUCGCAUCCUACCCGCGGCUAACGCUACGGGCCCUAAUCAUGGAUUACCUAGACCUACGAGCGAUCCCACGACGGGCUUUCUUCUCAGCAAUCGCGCACUACACCGACGAUGAUAUGCACCGAGAACGACUACUGGAAUUCACGAGCGCGGACCCCGAGUUCCUCAACGACCUAUGGGACUACACGACGCGACCCCGCCGCAGCAUCCUCGAGGUGCUGCACGAGUUUGACUCGGUCCGGAUCCCCUGGCAGCACGCAGCGGCGGUACUACCCGUCUUCCGUGCGCGGCAGUUCAGCAUCGCCAGCGGCGGCGCGCUGAAGCGGUCGCCCGACGGCGGCACGCAGUUCGAGCUCCUGAUCGCCAUCGUCAAGUACCGGACGGUGAUCCGGCGGGUCCGCGAGGGCGUCUGCACGCGGUACAUAGCAGCCCUCCAGCCGGGGAGUACCCUGCAGGUACAGCUCCAGCGCGGGGGUCUCCAUUCCCCGCGGGAGCAGCUACUCCGACCGACGAUCCUGAUCGGGCCGGGCACGGGCGUCGCCCCGCUACGGUCGAUGCUGUGGGAGAAGGCGGCCUUCGCCCAGACACUCGGGGACGUAGACAACGACGAUGACAAGCCGGAGAUCGGACCAUCCGUCCUCAUCUACGGAGCCCGCAAUCGGGAAGCGGACUUUUUCUUCGAGGACGAGUGGGCCCGGUUGGCAGAGGCUUGUCAGCUGCAGGUGCUGGCGGGAUUCUCGCGCGACCAGCCGGAGAAGGUCUACGUGCAGGACCUGGUGCGGCGGAACGCCGCGCUGUGCGUGCGGUUGCUGCGCGACGGGCUGGGGUCGGUCUACGUGUGCGGGUCGUCGGGGCGGAUGCCGGAGGCGGUGCGCGAGGCGUUAAUCGAGGCGUUUCAGACGGUGGGAGCGGAGUCCGAGUCGGGGGGGCUGGAUCGCGCGCAGGCGGAGGCGUAUCUGCUGGGGAUGGAGAAGUCGGGGCGUGGUUUGCGGAUUCUGGUCCCCAUUAAGCGGGUCAUUGACUAUGCCAUCAAACCCAGAAUCAACAAAGCCCAAACCGGCGUCGAAACCGCCGGCGUCAAACACUCGCUGAACCCCUUCGACGAGCUCUCCAUCGAAGAGGCCGUCCGCCUGCGCGAACGCAAGGGACCCCUCAAGGUCGAAAACAUCCUGGCCCUGAGCGCGGGCGGGCCCAAGUGCGCGGACACGCUCCGCACGGCGAUGGCGAUGGGCGCGGACCGGGCGUUCCAGGUGGAGGCGCCCGAGAGCGGCGACGGCGGGCUGGAGCCGCUGAGCGUGGCCAAGAUGCUGAAGACGGUCGUCGAGAAGGAGAACAUCAACCUGGUGCUGCUGGGCAAGCAGGCGAUCGACGGCGACCAGGGCCAGACGGGUCAGAUGCUGGCUGGCUUGCUGAACUGGCCGCAGGCGACCCAGGCGAGCAAGGUGGACGUCAAGGAUGAUAAGGGCACGGUGGAGGUGACCCAUGAGGUGGAUGGGGGUGUGGAGACGCUGCGGAUGCAGCUGCCGCUGGUGAUUACGACUGAUUUGCGGCUGAACCAGCCGCGGUAUGCCAGUCUGCCGAACAUCAUGAAGGCGAAGAAGAAGCCGCUGGAGAAGAAGACGCUGGCGGAGUUGGGGGUGGAUGAGACGAAGCGGUUGAAGACGCUGAAGGUGACUGAACCGCCUGCGCGCCAGGGUGGCGGCAAGGUCGAUGAUGUGGACGGGCUGAUCGGCAAGCUGAAGGAGCUUGGUGCGCUGUGA